This is a messenger RNA of Penicillium egyptiacum, 966 nucleotides long. Lineage: Eukaryota; Fungi; Ascomycota; Eurotiomycetes; Eurotiales; Aspergillaceae. The record is from the annotation of a GenBank genome assembly.
AUGGACCGAAACAAUCACACUAAGACCACACGAUGGCUGGCCAUCCUUAUGCUCCUCGUCAUGCAAAUACUAAACGCAAACGCCGACGUAGUAACCGUCUGGACUACGGUAAAAGUGCCCGCACCAACACCAACAGCGCCCCUACAUCCAUCCUACACAUCCCCCGACGAGUUCAAGAACGUUAUGUUGAAAGUCACGAACGAGUACCGCGUCAACCACGACGCCAAUCCACUGAAAUGGAACGACACGCUGGCCGAUUAUUCGCGGGAGUGGGCAGAAGCCUGUGUCUGGAAACAUUCGAAAAGUAGCUACGGCGAGAACCUCGCAUUCGGAUACGAGAAUGUCUCCGCUGCUGUCAUUGCCUGGGGUAAUGAAGGCGAUAUGUAUAAUUUCGGCAAACCGACAGGCUUCACCGAGGAGACGGGGCAUUUCACUCAGUUGGUCUGGAAAUCGACUACGCAGGUUGGGUGUGCUGCUUUCAACUGUGGGUAUGCGAAGAACGACAAUUUCAAAAGAGAUAACGGGGUUGAAGUGCGAGAGGAUGUCUUCGAAGCAGUGGUGAUGGCGCCUCGUCCCAGCAGGGAUGAAACCGGGGGAGAUGGCUUGGAAGGGUUGAAGGUCGCGCGAAGUGAGCCGCGGGCUCAGGGGUGGUAUGUUGUUUGCGAGUAUACGCCUCCUGGAAAUGUUGUUGGUUCGCAGGAUUCCUACUUCAGGAAGAACGUCUUGCCAAAGAAGGCGCCUGUCGUUGACUCGUCCUCGUCUUCAACCAAGUCUUCUUCAUCCACGAGUUCUGAGUCUGCUUCCAUGUCUACGCCUGAGCCGUCGCCGAAUGCCGCGACAUCCACUACCAUCGGGAGUCAGAGUCAGCCCACAGGAGGUGCUAUGAGGUUUGCGUUGGACUCGACGUUGGGGAUGAUGUUGGUAGGCUUGGGAACUGUGGGGGUUGGAAGGGGGCUUUAUACUUGA